This is a messenger RNA of Babesia bigemina, 459 nucleotides long. RefSeq lists its product as hypothetical. NCBI's taxonomy places the organism in Eukaryota, Apicomplexa, Aconoidasida, Piroplasmida, Babesiidae. Bases 1 to 459 code for a protein of 152 amino acids. The record is from RefSeq and is a predicted model, not a curated record. The transcript has 3 exons.
AUGCUGCUCCUAUGGGGAAAUACGACAGAUUUUAGCCAAAGUCGGACGGUUUAUUGGAGCAUCCAGGCCGAAUUAAGCAUCCACAAAUCUCAGCCGAGUGCGCUGCUUCAAGUUUACUGGCAGUCGUCUCGGUUUCACGUUGCAGCGGUCGAUGUGUACAGCCUCACCGUAACCACGGGCACAGCGCUGUCGCGACCGGGAACGAGGCCAGGCUGCAUGACUGCGAAGGAAGGAGCCACCGCACAACCAACUGUGCACCAAGAAGGUGUGUGCGCGCAACUCAAGCAAGUCUACGAGCGCUGCUUCGACGCCUGGCUCAAGAACGAUCUCCUCAAGGGGGUAAUGGAAGACAAGUGCCGCGAACAACUACUGGAAUACAGAGCCUGUCUCAAGGAGCAUUUUGCGAGCAUGGGUGAAAAGGAGAUCGUCAGCGCUAUCGAGCAGUAUGAGAGACGAUGA